Molecule: messenger RNA, 594 nt
Organism: Entamoeba dispar SAW760
Lineage: Eukaryota; Evosea; Mastigamoebida; Endamoebidae
Exons: 1
Coding region: 1-594 (197 amino acids)
Biological process (GO): regulation of actin cytoskeleton organization; actin filament organization; cortical cytoskeleton organization
Cellular component (GO): cytoplasmic vesicle; cell projection; cytoskeleton
Molecular function (GO): GTPase activity; GTP binding; protein kinase binding
Source: RefSeq, a predicted model, not a curated record
AUGGCACUACCCACACCAACAAAUCUCCAAUUAAAUAUUGUAGUUGUUGGAGAACCUGGUUGUGGAAAGACAAGCUUAAUACUUGCAUAUAUCGAUGAGUCGUUUUCAUUAGAAAUCGUACCUUGUUUUUAUGAUGGACCUGCAGUUUCUAUGACUUAUCGCUCGUGUGAAUUUUGUGUUUCUUUUGCAGAUUGUUCUGGUAUGGAUAAGCAAACUGAUGCCUUAAGAGAAACUUUAUAUAAUAGUGCAGACUUCAUUAUUGUAUGUUAUGGGAUAGAUGAUCCCGUGUCUCUGCAUAAAGCUGAAACUGUGUGGAUUCCAGAAAUUUAUAGAGUUGCACCUGGGGCUUCUAUUAUUCUUGUUAGUACCAAAAAAGAUUUAAGAGAUAACCCAAAUAACCACGUACCACCCAUUAGUCCCAACGAGUUAUUAACUGAUGAAGAUGGUUAUAAUGUUUUUAGAAGGACUCAUAGCAAGUUAAUUGUUGAGACUUCAGCAUUAACUAAAGAAGGUGUUCUUAAACUUUUUAAUGGUAUUUAUGAAUUAUCUCUGCAAAAUAAAAAAAAGAAAAAACAACACUGUGUUAUAUUUUAA